UCAAACCGAUUGUCUCAGUGUCGUCGACGAGGAGGCGCAUUGUCGAUGAUGGUGUUGAUGUUGAUGGCGUUGUUCGUGCUGUCGGUGGUGGUGUCGUAUGUUGGUGUUGCUGUAUCCUUGCCCCACCGGCGUGUCAAAUGGUAGCGCAUGCUUCGCAAUUAGACCGCUCUCCAUAUGGGGUGGGGGUAAGCGCAUCGCUCGAAUGUGUCAUUGGGGGGUUCCUUUUCUCCAUCAUUUUACGGACACCUCCACAGAAAAGCACGUUGUAUGUGGUUUCACCGCCGUUGCGAAAGUCUGGAUCCAACCCAUCGAGUCGCUUCCACAACCCAACGCUUUAUUCUGUAAAACGAAAGUACCACACUCGCGCUCAUCGUUCUCGAAAAGCAACAAUGAACGGAUCCGAGGAACAAAAGCUCAAGCAUGAUAAGCCGGUAUGUGGUGCAGAGGUCCUCGUCAUCGAUAACCGGGUUUUGCUCAAAGACCUAACCAAGGAAAGGAGAAGGGCGGAUGGACAGAAUACGAAGGGGGUCCGAUAUUGGUAUUACGCCACAUGGGCAAAGGCUGGCAAGAGAUCACCGACUUGUUGAACCAGGUGUACCACACGGACCGCACGCCGAAUGCUGUUCGAAAGCAUGCGGAGAAAGUCAAAGUCGCUGGCCACUAGUGCUAGCACAAAUGAAGCGACCGAAAGCCAGCCGAUCUCGUUCUCCUCUUGUAAAUAGCUUUCUAAAUCCCUUCUGUAAUUAGUCAAAAAAUAGUUCAUCGCAGAA
This is a messenger RNA of Fimicolochytrium jonesii, 770 nucleotides long. RefSeq lists its product as uncharacterized. Bases 138 to 587 code for a protein of 149 amino acids. The record is from RefSeq and is a predicted model, not a curated record. NCBI's taxonomy places the organism in Eukaryota, Fungi, Chytridiomycota, Chytridiomycetes, Spizellomycetales, Powellomycetaceae. The transcript has a single exon.